Molecule: messenger RNA, 3627 nt
Organism: Symbiodinium sp. CCMP2592
Lineage: Eukaryota; Dinophyceae; Suessiales; Symbiodiniaceae
Source: the annotation of a GenBank genome assembly
AUGAAGCUUCUACAAGCGCUCCGUUGGUGUGGAUCCCGGGCGCCCGGAUUGGCUGCGUUGGGAAGUCGCUUUCCCAAGCAGCCGGCAUGCGGGCCUGGGCAAAUGAGGCAUUUCAACAAAAUGGCGGAAGCAAGCACAAGUGCAGGUGAACCGAGGAAACCUGCGGUACCGUUGCAAGAAGUCUUGCCGCGUGAUGGCUCUCGCGACGACUUGAAAGUGCUUCCAAACGACCCAGACACGCUCAGGUUACGAGUGAAAUCCAUCGCAAAAAUCACAGACGAAGAGCAGCACGAGUUCGUUUUCAUGAUGAAUCGAUACGGUGCUACCGUCCUCGUUCAAGAAGACUUUGACGACGGCUUGCAAGCAUACAAGACUUUGGACAGAUGGUUUGGUCGGUACAUACCUCAUGAUGCCAUGAAUGAGUUUGGCAUCGUAGAGAUCAAUCCCGCCAAGCCGACCAGCAUCAAUACCGCGAACCCCAAGAAGGAACACUUGCCUCACACGGACGAUGCUUACACAGACAGCCCUUCCGCGUUCCUCACGCUGCAGUGUCGCCAAUCCGCCCCCUCUGGUGGCGGUGAGUCUGUGCUGGUUUCUGGUGCAGAUCUUGUGGCGGCUCUCUCCAACGAGGAGUUGCGGACGUUGAUGCAGCCCGGCAUGGUUUCUAUGGGCCGCAGACCAGCCGGAGAUGGAUCCUGGAUGAAAGUCAGCUCCAUACCUCUAUUCUGGGUAGACAAAGACUCUGGGUGGCUACAGGUUCGCUGGCGCUGCAAUGAUGGUUGCCUGGGCGAUGUAGCCGAAGAAGUUAAGCCUUCUUACGAGCAGAUGGAUGCCGUCGCCCGGAAGGAGGUGCAUCAGCUGGUGGUGCCUCUGGUGCCGGGGGAGAUCCUGGUUAUCGACAAUCGUGCCGUCGCACACGGCCGAAGGCCUUACGAGUCGGACGAGCCACGGGUGAUGUGGCGAAAGAACUAUGUUGGUAACGGGGAGUUGGAAACACAGCUGACGAGCGGCAUGUGUGCAACCUUUUCCAGUAUGUUCGACGGGCUUCACAGCAUGUUUGCGAUCGACGAGACGAUCGACGUCGAGGCGGAGCACGCCACGACGACCGGAGACGAGGCAGAUAUGCCCGCAGAGACGAUGCACGGCGAGAUGACCGUGAUCGUCGCGACGACCGAGAUCGCCGGGAUGACCGGGAUCGUCGCGACGACCGCCGCCGUGACGACCGCGGCCGUAGAGAAGGCCGGCGAGCAACAUGGCAAAUGCCGGAGGACCGGCGAUCAAGACGAUAGUCAAGAAUCCUCUGAACCAGAGCAGAGGAGCAGGAAACGACCCCGACAGGGAGACAAAAAGAACAGAAAAAAGGGUGACGAGAAGUCUGCUCGGGGUAAGAGAAAAGGAAAGAAGGAAUCAGAUGACGACGAUGAAGAUGACGAAGAGGAAGAGGAGGAACAGGAAGAGGAGGAGGACGACAAGAAGGAGGAUGAUGAGGACGAGGACGAGAAGGAGGAGGAAGAGGAGGAGGAAGACACUAAGAAGACUCCGCCCAGUAAGGCGCCUGUGCCGCCUAACGGGAAGUCUGAGAAGGUGCAAAUUGCCGCCCUGGAAUCCGAGUCUGCGGAAAUUAGCAGACAAAAGGAGGUUUUGGUGCAGAAAUCUUCUGAGCUCCCUGCUCGCCUCGAGCAGGAGGAAGAAGAUCGUCAACGACGACUGACCGAACUCCAAGCAGAGUGCGAGGAACUGCAAAGCGAAGAAGCAGCCUCUCAAGCCAAGCUCAAUGACCAAGAAGAGACACGCCGUCAGGAGGCGGAAAACAGAGAGAAGAGCAAGGAAGAGCUCAAGUCUGAGCUCGAAGAGACACGCAAAGCCAUGGCCAAGGAGCAAAAGCGUCACAAGGAGAAGAUGUCGGAGCUUCGACGAAUCGAGGCGGACAGACAAGGAAAGUUGGACAGCAUUCAGAAAGACAUUGACGAGUUUGAUCGUCAGUUUGGCGAAGAGCAGGAGUCGUUGACCAGCCGCCGUGCUGGCCUCCGACAAAAGAGCCAGGAGCUUCACUCGCAGGUGGAGGCUCUGCAGGAGGAGAGCAGAUCAGCCAAGGCCGUGCUGGAAGAGGAGCAGAGGAAGCAGGAGGAGGAAGUGGCCGAGCUGGAGCGCAAGAUUGAAGAAUGCACCACACAGAGCCGCACCUUCACAGAAGACCUCGAGAAACUUGGCGCAAGGAGAACCCUCGAGGAGCCAGAUGGCGAGGCCAUCGAGGCCCAGCUCGAGGAAAUGAGCGACGAGGAGAAGGAGCAGGUGAGUCAGAAGGCAUCUUUGAAGGUCCUGAGAGCUGUCAAGGGCAUGAAGAGCUGCGAUGCUGAAACCAUCAUAGAGGCUCUGCAGUCCUUGGAGACGGCUCUCAGCGAGCACUUCCCGCUCACAGGAGAGCUCGAGGCGGAGCUCCAGGACGAGGCCGGCGCAGCCUUGGAGGCCAAGGCCAAAGAGCACGGCCUCCGCCCCCUGUCGCAGUGCUCCAAGGGCGGAGAAGGUGUGGAGGUCGAGGCAGAAGAGGAUGCGGCUAUGGAGGAGAAGCCGGAAGAAGAGGAGGAGGAUGAUAAGGACGAGAAGGACGAGAAGGACGAGAAGGACGAGAAGGAUGAACGUGAUGAGAGGGAAGAGAAGAACGAGGAUGCCGAUGCAAUGGAGAAGGACAAGGAGGAGGAAGACGAGGACGAGGAGGAGCCUGAAAAGGACUCCCCGAAGCCACCACCUUCCCCUCCUGAGGAGGAGCAGCGGCCGCCAAGCCCGGAGCCGCCGUCCCCACCCAAGGAGCGCCGGGAGAACCGCGAGCAGAAAGCUCCACGCGCAAAGACUGUCGCCGCCCAGACGCAGCAGUACUGUUCCGGGUCAGAUGUCAUGAGACUUAAUCCUGACGGAGCACAGAAAGAGGAGGCCGUCUCAGAUCGCCUGCACUCUUUGCACUCUUCGGCCACUUGCCAAGCUUGCCAGGUUUUCAACUGGACGCACCGCAACCAUGCCGACAAGCUUGCGGAGCAGGAUAAAAAGGCUAGAGAGGAGAAAGAGGCUGCUCUGAAAAGAGAGCGCGAAGAGGCCUUGAAAAAGGCAGAAAAUCAGAUGACGGAUCUAGAGAGGAAGCAGCAGGAACAAGUAGCCCGCUUUCGGGUUUCGAAGGCGAUUGAGACCGUCCGGAACACCCUGAUGGGAAAAGAGCAGGCUGCUGAAGAAAUGCGGCAGGUCAUGUCGGAGUGCUUCGGCAGAACCACCGGGUGGCUUCCGAAGGUCGCCCCAGAGGCGCAGCAGGCCAUUCCGACGAAAGAGGAGAUGCAAAACAAGACCUUCACAAAGGCUGCAGGCAUCAAGUUCGCAGAGGAAAAGGUGGCUGUGGCUGUGGAGGUUUCCCUGGUGGCUGCGGCCCGUGCGGAAGCAAGGGCUGCAAGGGAGGGGGGUGUUGCUUUGGCGAGCUCAGCGGCUGUGGUCCUCCGAGUGGUCCUCCUGGCGGCCCCCCUCCAAACGGUCCAGGCGGGUACGGUGGUGAGUCUGGAGGAUAUGGCGGUGGUGGCUGCUGCGGGGGCUGUGGCCCCGGUCCAUGCGGUGGGAAAGGAGGUUGCGGCUGCAUGGGCAAAGGCGUAA